Actinia tenebrosa (Australian red waratah sea anemone) is the source of this 602-nucleotide messenger RNA. RefSeq lists its product as uncharacterized. The record is from RefSeq and is a predicted model, not a curated record. NCBI's taxonomy places the organism in Eukaryota, Metazoa, Cnidaria, Anthozoa, Actiniaria, Actiniidae.
CAGGAAUGAAAUUAACAGUUGAAUAAAUUAACAGUAAAGUAAUGUUGCUUUUUCUUCUACUUUUAGCUAAUCAUGASUGUUUCCAGUCCAUUAAAAAGAAGAAAACUUAGGAGUGACGAUUCUGGUGCUGAGAGUUUUGUUAAUAAACAGCAGCUAAGAGAUAAUCUUCUAGACGUUCUCUCAGAAAUCCAGGAAAAGAAAACAUUUGAAUUUGCAGUAGGUGGUAUUAGCAAAGAGCUUCCAAYGACACCUGGUAUUGAGAUAUCAGGUUAUGGUAUAGUAAGUUUACCAGUUACAGAAUUGACAGUGAAAGAUCUCAGAAAGCAUUUCAAUCAGGCACCGUAUGGCCUUGGUGAAGAUACAUUAAUUGACAAGGCAGUCAGAGACUCUUGGCAGCUUGACCCUGAGAAAUUUGAGAUCACUAAUCCAAGUUUUGUCACUUCUGUUACACAUCUUGUAGCUAAAAUUCAAGAUGGUCUUGGCUGUAGUAAGCAGAAAGUAACCUCACACCUUUACAAACUGCUGCUGUAUGAACCAGGUGGUCAUUUCAAACCUCAUCGAGACACAGAAAAACACCCAGGCAUGUUUGCAACCCUCAUCAU